UAGGUCUACAUGUGUGUGUCGUUGGCAUGCGUAAAUUAAGUAGGAGUUGGCCUGUCGUAUCAUAUUCUGCCUGAUUUGUGUCAACGUACCAUUUUUAUAUUUUUCCUACAGGUGUGUUUUCGUUGGAGAAUGGCGUCCAGAAUCGCUUUGAUAACUGGCUGCUCCUCCGGUAUCGGGAUGGAAACGGCUCUACGACUCGCUCAACGAUCGAAAGAUCCUAUCACCGUCUACGCAACGAUGAGGAAGAUGACAUCGCGUGAUGACAUCGACCUCCGAGCCGGCGAUAGUCUGGAUAAGACCCUGUUUGUUCGAAGGUUAGAUGUGACGAAAGAAGACACGAUCGUUGAUGUUGUAUCACAUAUCAAAUCACUACAUGGCAGGUUAGAUAUACUAGUAAACAACGCUGGGAUAGCGGGGCCUUGUAUACUGGAAGCAACAGACCUAAACAUUUUCAGGAAAAUGUUCGAAACCAACUUCUUCGGCGCUGUUCGCUUGACACAGGAAGUACUUCCCAUUAUGAAGAAACAGAGGUCAGGCAGAAUCGUCAAUAUUAGCUCAAUUGCUGGGUUUGCAGGUUUUCCAUUCUAUGAACUGUACGGGUCUUCUAAAUUUGCCUUAGAGGGUUUUACAGAAAGCUUGGCAAUGAUCUGUAGACGAUUCAAUAUAUGGGUUACGUCGGUCCAACCGGGUCCGGUUUUAACCAAAGUAGAACAUAAUCCGGAUAUAUCCGAUGACCUAUUAGCACAGAUAGGAAAUGAGGAAGUGGAUGAAGAAACUAGGAAUGUCUUCCGGGAUCGCAUCGAGCUGAGAAAAAGAACCCUACAGGACAUCGCCCAGCCGGUUGACGAGGUCGUCGACCUUAUCGAGGGCAUCAUCGACGACGAGAAGCCCCUCCUGCGGUACCAGACGAGUGAGUCUUGGAGAGAGAUGGCGAGAAUUCGAGCGCAAGACCCCACCGGUGACGCAUGGAUCGAGUCAUGUCUAAAUCCCAACACUUACCAUUUACAUAAUGAUAGGGAUAAAUAGCACAUCAAAGUGGAAUUCAGAAAAUGUGAAAAUAUACCAACUCAUGUGCCCUUCGUUAGCCUGCGGAAUAACACGAUUCGAUCUUCCAUAUCGAAGUAUUUUAAUCUCAUUAUGCAAAACGUUUACCUCCUCUAAGUCGAAUUUAUCCUCAGUCAAACAGUUUUAUGUGGUCCCGAAAAUUCGGCUGUUACAUGUGUAAGGCCAAUUAGUUCUUAGUUUUAGUGUGUGACGUCAUAUGUGAGCAGCUCCCCAUAAAUUAAAGGAAACCAAACCCAAGAAGAUAAGCGAUCUUAUUGAUAAGAGUAAAAUGAGAGGAACAA
Lytechinus pictus (painted urchin) is the source of this 1346-nucleotide messenger RNA. RefSeq names its product retinol dehydrogenase 8-like. Lineage: Eukaryota; Metazoa; Echinodermata; Echinoidea; Temnopleuroida; Toxopneustidae. The transcript has 5 exons. Gene Ontology annotation, molecular function: oxidoreductase activity. Gene Ontology annotation, cellular component: cytosol. The record is from RefSeq and is a predicted model, not a curated record. Bases 130 to 1026 code for a protein of 298 amino acids.